CAAGGCCAGCAUUGGUCAAUAUGGCGUUCGUGCAAUGGCGCUGCGCAAUUUGAGCGCUUGCAGAAGCAAGCAUAUUCUUAUGCCAGGCUGAUGCUUAAAUAUUGAAAUGGUAUUGGCAUCUAAUACUUGCGCGGGCCCAGUCUGCUCUCAUCGAUUGCAGCUUUGAAGGCGUUUCUAUCUGCAGAGUCCUCUUGCUCUUCUCAGAAGCUCAUAAGCUAGAAGUGCAAGCGGAACAGAUCCACACAAAAGCAGCAAGCCAAAGCCAAUGGGGCGCUUCUUAUGUGACCUGUGGCGGGUCGUUGCGCAAAUGCGUGGCCCAGUCCCCAGGCUGAGGAACAAUGCUGAGAAGUGGCGACCUCCGUCUGUGCUUACUCUGCCAAGCCAAAAUGCGUUCUUCUGCACUGCACAAGUGGGGGGUCGGCCAGAGAGAACUACACCACUUUUGGGAGAAGCGCUCGAAGUAGAGAUGGUUGAAAAUCAAGUGCCAAUUGCAAGUGUUGCAUACUCAUGUGGUGGGGCCCCACUCUUUGUGUUGACCCAUAGGACGCACCGUCUUGGGGGCCACCUUACAAAUGACACACAGCUUCUCUUCAAGGCCUCGUUUGCGACCUCUGCGAACGUCCGGUCCCGCCCCCGCCGGCCAAUGAAACCUCUGGAGGAACUCCUCAACCCUCCUGAACGUGGGACCCAGCCCGAGCAGAAUCAACAGAGAGAUGCGCAGCCUGACAGACCAGCAGCGACCAUUGGGGCCAGAGCACCUGAAGCUGCCCUCCCUUCUGCUGCAAGAGAGACCAUCGCACAGAAACCUUCACACAGGCGGUUUGGGGUGGUGUCACCACAGGAGCUGCCUUCUGGCAGUUCAUGGGUCGGCAGGAAUGGCGGGCCUGAUCGGAGGACUGGGAGAAACGGCCAGGGCUCAGUGAAUCAGCAGGAGAGUCUGAACGGGGGAAGAGCGGCGAGAGCCACAAGGAUGGAGGAUCUCAGGGAUGAUCGAAACCCGGCUGUAGCGAAGAAACGGAUGGGAAUGGCGGAUUCCUUGCAGCGGCGUUCGGAGCCUGGUCCAAACCGCGUUUCUUUCGCACAGAUCUUGAAGUCCUCAAAGGCCUCCCCCCAGAAGCCUGCUUCCGAGACCCCCAGUAAGGACGGUUCUCCCCAAGAGAGGAAGAAAGCAAUACCAAUCCCAGAAGAAGAUCCUGAAGAUAUUGAUAGCAUCCCGUUGCGGUCAGUGGCGGCGCCAAGAGCGAUUCCCUCGUGGAAAGUGGGUUUGGCCAACCGGGAAAAGCGGGCAGCCAAGGCGGCGGCAACAGACGGCGAGCAGCGCGUGAACGAGGCAAUUACUGCGUCGACGGUGCGGCUGGUCGAUCCUGAAGGGGGGAGCCACGAGGUUGUGUCAAUAGGAGAGGCCCUGAACCGAGCACGCAAAGCCGGGUUGGAUGUUGUUGAGGUGAAUGCCCGCUCGGACCCCCCCGUAUGCAAGCUCGUCGACUACAAAAAGUUCAAGUUCGAGGCCAAGAAGAAGGAGAAGGACCGAAAGAAGCAGGAGUUGGAACAACGGCGGGAGAAGAUAGUCAAGGAGAUCCGCCUCAGCUCCCGGACGGAUUAUCGCGACAUGGAAAUGAAGGCGCGCACAGCAAAAGAGCAUCUGGCCUUGGGUUACCAAGUUAGGUGCUUCUUGCAAUUCAAGAAAGGCGAUCGGAGGGCGGACAUAGGGCUGCAGCUGCUGCCAGAGAUGCUGAAACUGUUGGAAAGUCACGGCACUGUGAACAAGCCCCCGCGGGAGGCCGGCGGCCGGCUGGAGAUGUACCUGCGUCCGCUCAGCCUCGCUGAGCGGAAAAAGCUGCCGGAGUACCGGAAGGAAGCGGGGCCGGAACCCGCACCGGAGUCGUCGAAGAAGCGGAAAGCGAUGGUGCGAAGCGAGGAAGAAGGGCUGGAAGCAGAAGCGGAAGAGAGUGGAGAGACGGAGAAAGAUCUGGCGGCAGAGUCGAAGGAAGAGUGGGCCGAUGAAGGAGCUGAAGAGGAUGAAUCGGAGUCGGAGGAGGAAGAGCCUUCUGAAGAAGUUGAGGGGACGGGUGGGGAAGAGGAUGCGUUGGAAACACGGCUAGAGUCGGAAUUGGAGAAAACUGAGUUUGAGGAGUUUGACGAGGAACGAGGUCGCAACGAAGGGGACGAAGAAGAAGAGGAGGUGGUAAUGGCGAAUGAGGACGGGCGAACAGAUGAAGGAAUGGGCGUGCUAGAGACGAGUGACGGGGAAGCGGCGCAGGAGGAAAAAGUAGAGCAGGAAGACGAGUCUGCAUACGAAAUAGAGGAUGAGCUGGACGAGGCAGACCUCAUGGCCGAAUUCCUACGAGAGGACUUCAGGAAAUCAGACGCGGAAGAAGAGUCGAAGAGCGUUUUGUCACCCAAGCGGAAACGGUGGGCGGACCGGCUUCGGCGGCCGCUCCGGCCAAAGCCCAGCCGGAAGCGGAGACAAGCGGACUCGGAUUCAGACGAUGAGGAGGACGUCCGGGUGCGGCGCGCGUUGGAUUCGGACAACGAAGAAUAUGACGGGACAAAGCCCAGCCGGAAGCGGAGACAAGCGGACUCGGAUUCGGACGAUGACGAUGACGUCCCGGUGCGGCGCGCGUUCAAUCUGGACAAGGGAGAAUAUGAGUCGAGCGGAAGCGACAGCGACGGCGACAGCAACAAAGACAAAUCGCGGCAUAGACGGAGGAGGUGACGGGUGCGAGGGGCCGGAUUGUAAGAGUUGAGCCUUGUUGUCGAAGUUGUGUAUUGCUCUUCCAGCAACCGUCGGAGUCUGUUCCAUCUUCCUGCGCAAUCAAUUGGCAGUGCUUUCUGCUGGCAGCCGUGGAGGCGCCUAGUGCGGCAGGAGAUGAGACGGUGUCCGGUCAGGCCCGGCCAAGAGCCACCUUUCGUUGCUUUUUCCAAUUCGAUUGGUACUGCGGUCGGCAUGUAUGUUCAUAGAUGCCGGACUCCAGC
Molecule: messenger RNA, 2976 nt
Organism: Klebsormidium nitens
Lineage: Eukaryota; Viridiplantae; Streptophyta; Klebsormidiophyceae; Klebsormidiales; Klebsormidiaceae
Source: the annotation of a GenBank genome assembly